Blastocystis hominis is the source of this 1059-nucleotide messenger RNA. RefSeq lists its product as hypothetical. The coding region runs from base 1 to 1059 and encodes 352 amino acids. The record is from RefSeq and is a predicted model, not a curated record. Gene Ontology annotation, molecular function: ATP hydrolysis activity; ATP binding. Gene Ontology annotation, cellular component: cytoplasm. Lineage: Eukaryota; Bigyra; Opalinata; Blastocystidae. The transcript is spliced from 4 exons.
AUGUGCCGAAUUCGCUGGGGGAAACGGACCGCGACUACCUCGCCGACCACACGAACGGCUUCACAGGCGCCGAUUUGCGGCUUCUUCUCACCGAAUCCACUCUCUACCGACUCAACCAGCUCCAAACCGAUGAUCAUGAGCAUGAACAUGAUGAUCAUCAUGAUGAUCAUGAUGAUGCAACGCGACUUCUCUUCGGUGCUGGCGGUAUUGCCGCGCAUCCGUCCCUCGGCGCUGCGCGAGGUUUCGAUUUCUUCGCCGAACGUGCAUUGGCGGCAAAUCGGCGGACUCGAGCCGGUAAAAGCGCGGCUCCGCGAGCUCCUGGAGUGGCCUCUUCGCUUCACCGCCCAGUUCGCGCGGUUCCACGUUUCUCCACCGAAGGGCGUUUUGCUGUACGGUCCGCCGGGCUGCUCGAAAACGCUUCUCGCGAAAGCGGUCGCCACCGAGGCGAACAUGAACUUCAUCUCCGUCAAGGGACCGGAAUUGUAUUCCAAGUACGUCGGAGAGAGCGAGCAGGCCGUCGCCGCGGUCUUCCGCAAGGCGCGGCUCAGCAGUCCCUGCGUGAUUUUCUUCGACGAGAUCGACGCGUUCGCGGUGGAUUCCCGCGGCAGCAGCGGCGUCACCGAGCGCGUGGUGAGCCAGUUCCUCACGGAGUUGGACGGGAUUCACGCGCUGAAACGCGUUCUCGUCAUCGCAGCGACCAAUCGGCCCGAUCUGCUCGACCCCGCGCUGCUGCGUCCGGGACGGCUGGACACGCAUAUCUUCUUGGGACUGCCCGAUGUGGAGGCGCGGAGGAAGAUUCUGGAGGUGCAUUUGGAGAAAGUGCCCUGCGAUGAUGAUGUCGACGCGCAGGAAAUCGCGGAGCGGACGGAAGGAUACAGCGGAGCAGAGCUGGCUGCGGUGUGCUCGGACGCGUGUCUCACAACGCUGAGCGAGAACAAGGACGCGGAGAAAGUCGAUCAGAAGCAUUUGCGAUUGGCACUGGAACACGUCAAAGCCAGAACCAAUCCAGAACUACUGAAGCUGUAUAUCGAGUUCAACGAGAAGGGGAAAGCGAAAUAA